Molecule: messenger RNA, 3534 nt
Organism: Oldenlandia corymbosa var. corymbosa
Lineage: Eukaryota; Viridiplantae; Streptophyta; Magnoliopsida; Gentianales; Rubiaceae
Source: the annotation of a GenBank genome assembly
AUGGCACGUAAUGUAUCAUACAUGCUUAAUUUGUAUCAUACAAGUAAGUAUGUGAUAGAGAACGGUAGCAUCAACACUUUUUCGAAUAUGCCGGAUGAUGGUUUGUUUGUCGAAGAAAGGUUGUCAUAUGAGGGAUUGAUUAGUAAGAUUUGUAUGACACUUGGUUGGGAUCCAGCACACGUGAAACUCCACCUUUCUUUGAUUUUCGAUAGUUCCGGUGGUAGGCGUGUAGUGAAGAUCAAGAAUGAUUCGCAUGUAGAGUUCAUGAACCGUGUAGAUCCGAUGUCAUGUUUGGAUUUAUACAUAGAUUUGGAAGAUAUCACUCAAGAAGAAAGAGAAGCGAGUUUGGAAAACGUGUCAUUUGGUGGUUUUCCAAGGAGGGAACGUGCUAGUACUUCUCGAAACCGUGAUGAAGAGGAGACACCUUUAUUUGCACAAAAUGACUACCGGGAAGAGUCGGAUUCCGACUACAAAGCUCCAAGUGAAAGCGAAGAAGACUGUGAUGUCUUCGGAGAGAGUGAUUUUGAAGAAAGUGAUGAUGAAAGGUUGGAAAAUGAGGAAAUGGAUUGUAAUCUAUUGGCCCGACGCUAUGUAUAUAGUAAGAUGGGGAACUGGGAUGCCUCAUGUGUAGACAAGGAUGAGUUUGCUCUUAAGAUGUGGGAUGAGACGCCCGAAGGAAUGGACAUUGGUGUUUGUUUCAAAUCUCAAUCAGAAGCGAAGCAUGCUGUGAAAUUAUGGAACAUCCACCAUAAAAGGGAAUAUACGGUCGCCGCGAGUAGUCCAAGGACGUGGGCUGUGCGGUGCAGAACAUUUAAUGUGGAAAGUGAGGAUGGUGAACCACCAUGUGAGUGGAAGAUGCGUGUGUCAUUGAAAGCUCACGGCCUUCAUGAAAUUGUGAGAUGGCAUGAUGCACAUAAUUGCAUGACUCCUGUGAAUGAUAAUGACAAUCGGUAUAUCGCUGCGCUUAAGUUUACUAAUCCUGAGACUGUAGUAGAGUGGGAAUGGAAGGAGGGACAAGAAGAAUCCAAUCUUGUGUCGCGAUAUAAUAGCAAAAAGGUGAAGCGCGACUUCCUCCACUCCUCACGGUAUGGGCCUCAGCGAGAUCAAUUAACAAGUCUGCGUGUUGAAGAUUUUCGCAAUAAGUGGGUGGACCACCAUUCCGCAGUACGUCGUUAUUGGAAUAGGAGAGAAGAGUUCGUGCUACGAGAUUUGGAGGAAGGAGAUCUUGGUUCCGUAUAUGAGGGGUACUAUGAAUGGUUCAUGGUGAACACUGUCAGACUGAUAUCCAAUCCCGGUAAUUAUGAACCUCAAGGAUACGAGACUUCUUCGAGCCGCGUGAAAUUAUAUGGUGAAGUAUUGAACAACAUUCGCGUGAGUACCGAGAGGUUUAGAGAAAAACGAGAAGAUGAUAAUCUCCUAGACGAAGAACUUGACAAGCAUUUGGACGAUAUCAUCAAUCAAACACAUACUGCUUUAACCUUGGGCGCAGAUGAUGAGAUGGAGGUGGAGGAUACCCAAAUCCUGGUUGAUGAAGAUCCAUCUUUGCCCUCACAACCUCCGCCGGAUAAAAAAGCGAAACCGUGGUCGAGAGAUAAGAUUGGAGGAGGAAGAAAGAGGAAGGUCACAAUCCCCCCUCGGACAUCGCAACAACAAACUGAGGGUCAACAAAAUGAGGAUCAAGCACAUUCUUCUCGAGGCUCGCGCAUCCAGGUCGAGACUCAUUUUGAAGAAGCUGGUGGACCCGAGACUCAGUUUGACCUUGGUGGACCCGAGACUCAGUUUGGUGGACAGUCACAACCACAACCUGGAGUCAAAUUUCUCACCAUAGGGGAGUCCCAAUCCCAACCCCAAAUCGAGGCUCAGUUUGGUGGACAGUCGCAACCACAACAGAGUUCAAUACUCACGUAUCUUAAGAGGGGAGACAGGAUCCGGCAGGGCCCAAACAAAUACACUCUGGAUAAUGUGAGUGACAAUGAUGAUGUCCCGACUGAAGAUAUCAAUUUGGAAGGGUUUAAUGAUUUCAGAGGUGACUCACCUCCACAUUCACCUCCACCUAGACGAAGCAAUAUUAUUUGUCUUAGAGUUAGAGGACUUGGAGCUGCAUCUGCAUCUGCAAUUGCAUCUGCAUCUGCAUCAUCAUCAACAGCGAGUAAUGUCCAGCCUUGGGUUGUCACGAGAACAGUUGUUGGUGGCCCUCAUGACAGUUCUAUUAUUCCCAAUUUUCUUGGUCAUGUGGCUCAUCGCUUGACGGAUAAGUCGUACAAACCCUCCUUGGAGAUGGAUACAAGAGUCACAUACUUCAAGUUGUUGAAAGAAUGGAAGGGUUCUAUGUCGACUGAGGAUCAAAUCUUGUUGGCUGGUAGAUUAAUUACAGCACAACCUGGGACUGUCGAUUGUAAGACUUUGGUCAUGAGGGCGCUGAGAAUGACUAGUCAGACGCUACAGACUAGUAAAGUAAUCCAUGGUGGAGGGGUUCAGUCGGGCCUUGUUGCGAAGACAGUCCGAGCAGCAGCGCUUGCUUUAGAUCAGGUUGAAUGGUUGCCUUAUGGCCCAGAUCCUGUUUCGGAUGAUCCAAGGACCAUAUGCAGUGGCUGGAUACAGUACCGAGAUAUUAUUGAGUCAUACUUGCCUAGUCGAGUAUUGCGCCAGAUUGGAUACAUCCAGGUCAUCCCUCCACCCAUUCCUCAUCCCCUGAGUGCAAAUAGUAGUGGUAAUCACCACUCCUACAAGGUUUCAUGGAGGCCCACUGAGGCGUUUGAUGCUUGGAUGCAAUUCCCAUUCAGUACCGGGCUAACUCUAGAGUAUUUUGAGCGGAGUGAUCAUGAUAAGACUGCAUGCGCUCCUACUUACCUCCAGUGGUACUUGAAAUAUUUGCAUCCUUUCUUGGUUUUAGAUGCCACUACUAUAGUUUCUACUGAAUAUUUUCGCACAAACAUAAUUGACACGCCCGGUGGGACUGAUUUGCGUGUCUCGACUAGGUUUGAAGUUAUGUCAACAGCAACAACUACUACUUUUGUUCUGACAGGAGUUACUUCUUCCGGUCCAUCAACAACUGAAGCAGCAAAAUCAACCGGAGAAACAGGAGUAGCGUCAACUCUUUCGUUGCCGUCAUCGGGAGUACAGAUUCUACCGGUGAAUCAGAAUCUGGAGCAUGAGUUGAGAAGUUCCUAUCACUCUCAAAUUCACCAAGGUGCUGAGCAAACUGUGGAGCAUGAAACAACAUGGCUCAAUGCUCAAUUAUGGUUAGACCAAUGGGGCCAUACUAAAGAAUCAGCAUACAACACACCCCAGGGCCCUGAGCAAAUCAUUAUCGGCCAACAGAAUAACACUAUCACGAGCAUGCUGGCCUGUAUUACUGCAUUGGAGCAAUCUCUCCAGAAAGUUAACCCUAGCGGAGUCGUGGUACCUGAAACUCCACGAAUAACUCCAGAUGCAUCAUUGAGAGUACCAUUAUUUAAUCCAUCUACAACUCUUACCCAUAACAAUCCUUUGUUAUCUAAUUCAUCAACACCGGUGCAAGGGUUGUCAGCCUGA